GCUUCUGCUCCACUGAGGGAUUCCCAAUCCUUUCUGUGAGGAAUCAUGACGAAGCUCUUUGCAGGAAAGGACUAAACCCCCGUGCAUUUGCUGCUUGGAUAAACUCUUCCACCCCCCCAAAAAAAAAAGGAUUUACUGUAUGAUAUGGGCUUCGUUUGAGGAGCUGCGUGUAAAUUUGUGGAUUUCCGACACCGAAUUUGGAUUUAAGGGCUCAUCAAGGAAUUGAGGAGUCAUGGAAGGUGUUUCACUAAGGAAUGGCACCUUCUUUGCAGAAGGUUUCUGCUGAGUAUUAGAGAUUCAGCAUGUAACUGAGGUAGACAAGUCCCUUCACGUGUGGGAACAGUCUGACAUUAUAAUGGGGAAUUCGUACGCGGGGCAGCUGAAGUCUGCUCGUUUCGAGGAGGCUCUCCAUAACUCGAUUGAAGCGUCGCUGCGCUCCAGCAGCGGAGAUCCGCAGCCCAUCUUCACGCAGCUUUACCUGGAGCCGGACCCAUAUCCAGGUAACAUGGAAGCGGAUAUAAAGUCGAAAGCUGACACGGCACUGCACAGUGAGGGUCAUGAACUUCUGAACGGUCACUCCUCCAACGAUCUGGAGGAGCUGGAGGAGGACGACGACUCCGACAGCAGCAGCCCGCCACUUCCCUACCUUCAGACUCCUGUGCCUGAUGGCUGCUGCACGCUCGAUGGUAUCAUCUCAGCAGGUUUCUGUCAGGCUGGAAAGGACCUGCGUCUGGUCACCAUAGCAGCAGAACCCAUCGAAGUCCCACCGGGCUUCGAGCUGGUCGGCGCCAAGUCUCCCAGCAUCCCCGAGCACAUCCUGGUGUGCGCCGUGGACCGCCGCUUUUUGCCUGACGAGAAUGGGAAAAAUGCACUUUUAGGUUUUUCAGGAAACUGUGUGGGCUGCGGUGAAAAGGGUUUCAGAUACUUCACGGAGUUUUCAAAUCACAUCAACCUGAAGUUAUCCACCCAACCCAAGAAGCAGAAGCACUUAAAAUACUACCUGGUGAAGAAUUCACAGGGUGCUCUGUGCAAAGGACCCCUUAUUUGCUGGAAAGAUAGUAAAACCCGGCAGUUCUCCAGCGGCGCCUCCACCUCCAAACCGAGUUCGUCCUCGUCCCUGAGCAGCAAGGAAAACGGAGGCACCAGUGGACACAGCUCGUCUCCCUUCUCCCUCUCAGAUUCCCCACCCACUCGGAUGGCACAGGCGUCCUCUGUCUUUUUUGGGAGCCAGGAUCUUGGAAGGGACUGUAGUUUCCUCAAACCUCUGGCCUCCACUCCCGGCAACAAAACUCUGCCAAUAGUUCCCACAGCUCUUAGGGUGAACGGGCCAACGAACGGCCUGGGUGUUGAUGUGCACCCUUCGUUACUGAGCCCCUCCCAGGUCUCCUUGGUUCCACAGACUCAGGGGUAUCGCACUCCUGAUUUAGGAGACAGUCCAGUAUCCUCUGCUAUGAACUCCGGUCCCCCAAAGAAGCGCCAUCGCAGCUGGCAUCCCAGCACCUUGGUGCCGGUCCCACCGACAGCUGUCCCUGUGCCGGCAAUUCGCCCAAUAGUUGGCUCUCCAGGUUCUGUAUUAGCGGUGUCUUCUCCUCAGCCACUGGGGGUUGGAGUCAUUCAGCCCCAGCCUGUCGCUGCUGGAGAAACGGUCAUCAUCCCUGAAAACCUGCUCAGCUCUUCAGGCGUCCGCCCCGUCAUCCUCAUUGGGCAUGGCACCUUGCCGUAUUUCUACGGGAACGUUGCCAACAUAGUGGUGAGCCCCCUGCUGGUCGGGUGCUAUAAGAGCAGCCAGCUCACAGAAGAAAACCUGGAGACUUUGGGUCUCCACGGCAGUCAGAUGCUCAGUGUGGAGAUGAUGAUCCUGCUCACUUUACAGUACCUUGCACGUUUAGCUUCAAACCAGAUUCCUCUCAGGGAGGAGCUGGAGCAGAUCGUUUUAAAGGCCAUGCUCUGCUGUCCUGGGAAUCCGGCCAUCUCCCCGUCCCAGCUGCCAUGGCUGGCUCGACUGGAAGCGAGUGUCUCCGGCGGCAGCGUGCAGGUGGUGGUCACCCACAACUCUCUGGGCGAGGGCAUUUCCGAGUCCCUGCGCUCUCUCGGCGAGGGUCCUCAGCACCAACGGUGCCUGCCCACCUACGUCGUCGUUAUAUGUGCCUCCAAAAUGAACGGCAACGAGUUCUGUGUGCUCGUUUUGGGAAAGUACCAAGCACGCGCCUUAGCCGAAGGUAUGCUCACUACCAACGAGUUUCUGAAGGAAAUCAGCUACGAACUCAUCACAGGAAAAGUCAGUGUCCUGGCAUCUCACUUCAAAAGCACCUCUCUGGGGGACAAUCUCGACAAGCAGCUCGUACGAUAUCAGCGCAGACGGAAAGGACAGGUCAUCCUGCCCUUCCAGGGCGAUGUCACUGACAACAUCCACUCACAGGAGCCUGCCAGCAUGUCACCACCGCCAGAGACAGCAGAGCUCCUAAAUAGGGUGUUUCAGAUCUAUCCGGCCCAGCUGACCGUGGCACGAAGUCUUCUCUCCCAAGUUUGCUCCAUCGCUGAUUCAGGAACCCAGAACCUGGACUUAGGCCGCUUUUGUAAAGUGGACUUUCUGGUUCUGGUUCCUCCAUCUCAUAUUCUGGUGCACCAGACGGCCCAGCGUAUCCGACAAUCAGGAGUCCUUGUGGACCUGGGAAACGAAGAUGCAUACACAGCCCACCAGAAAUCAGAGAAGUACGUGGUGCGACUGGACGCUGAUGUUCACACCAAGAUGGAGGCAUUCAUGAAGAAAGUCAAGCAGAACCCCUACACCCUGUUUGUCCUCAUUCAUGAUAACUCGCACGUCGACCUCACAAGUGCCCUGUCUGGCUCUGUGUGCCACGGGGAGCUCCAGGGUCUCGCUGACCGAGUGGUGAACUGCCAGGAAGUCCUCGACGCCAUGAACCUUUUGGUCCUGCAGGUCAGCUGCUUCCCUUACACCCUGCAGACCCACCAGUCCCGCAUCAGCAUCCACAAUGAAAUCCACUGGCCAUCCAGUGACAGUUUGCAGAGGGAGCUACCUCCUAAUGAGUUAGUCUACUUUGGCCUGAGGAACUACAGCUGCUCCCUGCAGUGGGGCGUGGCCAGCCCCAUCCUGCGCUGUGAUGAUGCUUUUGAGAAGAUGGUUCAUACUCUGCUAGAGAGACAUCCCCACCUGCACAGCAUGGUGAUCCGCAGCUACCUGCUGAUUCAGCAGUACACCGAGGCCAUGAUGGCCCUGACCUCUUCCCCGUCCCUAAGGGAUCAUAUAACCCCGGAGACCCUGGCCAUGGUGGAGGACCUAAUAAACGCUCCGAGUCGAGAGGGCUCCCAGGGUCGCGGCCACAUGCUGCUGGUGCGCGUCCCCUCUCUGCAGCUGGCCAUGUUGGCUCGGGAGAGACUGGAGGAUGUGAGGGACAAGCUGGGACUGCAGCUGUGCUUUGCAGUACUGCUGGGAAGUCCAGCCUCUGAACUCAAUCUGUCCAGAAACUUUAUCAACAUCCUCAGGGCGUGGAGAGGCUGCGAGAAUGAAGAAUGGGUACCACACACGUACGAAGAUCUGGAGGGGCUGCCCUGCAUCGUCAUUCUCACGGGGAAAGAGCCUCUCGGAGAGACCUUCCCCCGGUCCCUGAAAUACACGGACCUGCGUCUGAUAGACUCCAGCUACCUGACCCGUACCGCCCUGGAGCAGGAGGUGGGCCUGGCCUGCACCUACGUGUCUGCGGACGUGGUCCAGGAGUCCAAGACCUCCACGGCUCCUCGGGAAUCCGACGGGGAGAAGACCGCCGUCAGUCUGAACGACGGGGACGAGCUGGAGAGACCUCAGAGCAAUGGCAGCGCUGCAACCAGAACGUCUGGCUCCCUGGUCGAGAACGGCGUCAGUUCAUCUGACUUGGCCGACUCGUUCCAGAAGCCCUCCACGUCCGCCUCCCAGCCCGAAGGCCUCGUCACCUCGGACAUGUCCACAAUAACCGAAGGAUUCAAGCAGGAGUGCGACUCUCUGGGAAGCCAGCUCCCCUCCAACCCUCUGAAAGCCCCCAACGACCCUCCGUCCCAUUACUCCAGCUCCUCAUCGUCCUCCCCGUCCCCCUCUUCCUCCUCUACACAGAGGCCCAGUCAGUCCACGCAGUGUGGACGGGCGUCGUCGAAGUCCUCCAGGGUGUCGCCGCGGACGGUCAUCUUGUCGCGGCCGGCGUACAACCUUCUGUCGGGGGAGUCGGGGAGCCAGCUGAGCUCCUUCUCACUGCUGCCCCACGCCGAUGUGUCCUGGAGCAGUCCGCUGAGGCCCCUCGUCACGCACGACCUGCAGGGGGCGGAGCAGAGCCUGUACUACCGCCAGUGGACCGUUGCCAGGCAGCACCAUGCCGAUUACGAAGCGCCGCCCGGGCCCCAUCCGCGACGCUUGCUCCUCAGCGGACCCCCACAAGUGGGGAAAACCGGCGCCUACCUGCAGUUCCUACGCAUCCUGUUUCGCAUGCUCAUUAGACUGCUGGAGGUAGACGUUUACGAUGACGAAGAUGAUGAAGAGGAAGAAAAUACAGAUGGUAUGACAGAUGUUAUGACUCCAGCGAAUGUGCAGUGGCCCGACAUCGAGGACAUUCGAAAGAUGCCUUUUGACCCUAAUCCCCGAGAUUCUAAAUUCAGGAAGGCCAGCCCGGUUUACUCUGACAAGAUGCCAAAGUUCUUCAAAGAGUUUAAAAAAGAGGGAGAGAACCAAACACAAGACACCAGAAGGACCAAGUCAAUACGCCUGAGUAGGUUUGCUGCCCAUAAUGCCUUUCAUCACUGUGAGCAGUGUCAUCAGUACUGUGAGGCAGUUCCUACCACACAGCUGUCGGAGUGCUCCUUACACGCUUUCACCUUCUGCUCGUCCAUGCUGGGAGAGGAGGUCCAGCUCCAGUUUUUCAUUCCUAAAGCCAAGGAGCAGCACUUUGUGUUCAGUCACCAGGGCAGCCAUCUGGAGAGUUUACGACUGCCUCUGGUCUCCACAAAGGACCCUGAGCUUCUGAAGAGUCCAAUCUUCACCCCGACGACAGGACGCCAGGAGCACGGCCUGCUCAACCUCUUCCACGCCAUGGAGGGUGCCGCUCAUCUGCACAUCCUGGUGGUCAAGCAGUUCGAGAUGCCCCACUACAGGAAGUACUGGCCCAAUCACAUCCUGCUCGUCCUGCCUGCGAUGUUCAACAAUGCUGGAGUUGGCGCCGCUCGCUUCAUGAUCAAAGAGCUGUCAUACCAUAACCUAGAGCUGGAGAGGAACCGCCUGGAGGAGCAGGGUGUCAAGAGACAAGAUGUAUGGCCUUUCAUCGUCAUGAUGGACGACUCCUGUGUGCUGUGGAACAGCUACCAGCCGGCAGACGCAAGCGAAACCUCCGAUGGAGGCUUGGCCCUCGCCAACGUGUCUCUGAAGACGGUGCUGCAGCACAUGGAGAACACGCCCAAGAUUUCCCUGUAUGCCGUGUGCGGCGUGCGUAAGUGGAGCAGCGCCCUGGCUCGCAAGGCUCCCCGUAACCCCUUCAGUCGCUGUCACCUCCACGACUUUGUCCUCCUCAAUGUUGACCUGACGCAGAACGUCCAGUAUGACCUCAAUCGGUACGCCUGCGAGGAGGUGGACUUUAAUCUGAGGGUGAACAGCAGCGGGUUGCUGAUGUGCUGCUUUAACAACUUCUCCCUGAUGAAGAAACACAUUCCAGUCGGCGGAAACAAAGACUUUGUCGUCAAACCAAAGCUUGUGGAAAUUGAAAACAAGGCUCCGAUCAGCCCGUCCCAGUAUGUCUGCGCCCCAGACAGCGAGCAGACCUUGUUAGACGCCCCGGCCCAGUUCCUGCUAGAAAGUUUCCUGCAGAGCUGCAGCCACAGGCUGUUUCCCAAGGCUGUUCAGAACAAAAACAACCCAGUUCUAUCCAUCGAUAGUUACCUAAACCUCAGUCCAGAGAUUUCGGUGUGCUACAUCAACUCUCGCCCACACUCCACCAACCUCAACCAUCAGGGUCUGGUGUUCAGCGGCCUGCUGCUUUACUUGUGUGACUCCUUCGUUGUCUCCGGACUCCUAAAGAGGUUCCGCUUCCUCAAAGGUGCCACCCUCUGUGUGAUCUGUCAGGACCGAAGUUCCCUGCGUCAGACUAUUGCUCGGCUGGAGCUGGAGGACGAGUGGCAGUUUCGUUUGCGGGACGAGUUUCAGACGGCCAACUGCAGUGAGGAUCGUCCCCUUUACUUCCUGACCGGCCGUCACGUUUGAACUCAUGGGCGUUCUGCAGUCGUGCAACUGGAGAAACCCGGGAACACUUAGAAGUAAUUUGGAUUUCCUCUACAGCAAGUUCCUCGGAUGCUUGCUAGCUGACUCGUCUCCACUUGACCUUGUUUUUACAACAACAACAACAAACUGUUGUUAGGGGGAAAAA
This is a messenger RNA of Fundulus heteroclitus (mummichog), 6395 nucleotides long. It is a transcript of the gene greb1l, whose product is annotated as GREB1 like retinoic acid receptor coactivator. Bases 356 to 6232 code for a protein of 1958 amino acids. The transcript has 34 exons. The record is from RefSeq and is a predicted model, not a curated record. Gene Ontology annotation, biological process: kidney development; multicellular organism development. Lineage: Eukaryota; Metazoa; Chordata; Actinopteri; Cyprinodontiformes; Fundulidae.